Pipra filicauda (Wire-tailed manakin) is the source of this 1530-nucleotide messenger RNA. RefSeq names its product C-C motif chemokine receptor 4 (gene CCR4). The coding region runs from base 14 to 1084 and encodes 356 amino acids. Gene Ontology annotation, cellular component: membrane. Gene Ontology annotation, molecular function: C-C chemokine receptor activity. The record is from RefSeq and is a predicted model, not a curated record. The transcript has a single exon. Lineage: Eukaryota; Metazoa; Chordata; Aves; Passeriformes; Pipridae. Gene Ontology annotation, biological process: immune response; chemotaxis; inflammatory response.
CUGGGGAAAAAGCAUGAGUUCUGCAAGUACAGAGUCCCCUGACCUCUCAACCUUCUAUGAAUAUUAUGAUAACUAUAACGAUGCUCCAAAGCCAUGCAGUAAGGAAAGCGUCAGGAGGUUUUCAGCCUCCUUCCUACCAGUUCUGUAUAGCCUAGUAUUCCUGGUCGGGCUCACCGGAAACAUUCUGGUCAUUGUGGUCCUCUUCAAAUACAAGAGGCUGAAGAGCAUGACUGAUGUGUACCUGCUAAACCUCGCCAUCUCAGAUUUGCUCUUUGUUUUAUCCUUGCCGUUCUGGUCUUAUUUCAUGCUAGACCAAUGGGUUUUUGGAACUCCCUGGUGUAAAAUCAUUUCGUGGAUCUACCUGGUCGGGUUUUACAGUGGUAUAUUUUUUAUUAUGCUUAUGAGCAUAGACAGAUACCUGGCAAUUGUUCGUGCAGUGUUUUCCUUGAAAGCAAGGACUGCCUUCCAUGGCUUGAUUACUAGCCUUGUCAUAUGGCUCGUAGCUUUUUUGGCCUCUGUUCCUGAGCUUGUAUUUAGAGAGUCUUUUAAUGAACAUAAUUAUACUACCUGCAAGCUGAGAUAUCCAGGCAAUUUCACAACAUGGAAACUUUUUUCCACUUUGGAAAUCAACAUUUUAGGGCUCCUAAUCCCUUUUAUAGUUAUGACAUUUUGCUACUCCAUGAUCAUUAAAACAUUAGUUCACUGUAGAAAUGAGAAAAAGAAUAAGGCUGUGAAGAUGAUCUUUGCUGUCAUGAUUGUGUUUUUCUGUUUUUGGACCCCUUACAACAUCGUUAUUUUUUUACAACUGCUGGAAACUACGGGAGUCAUUAGAGACUGUCAAGUGAGCACGAAUCUGGACUAUGCUUUCCAGGUAACAGAAAUCCUUGGCCUUUUUCACUGUUGCCUCAAUCCAGUCAUCUACUUCUUCAUGGGGGAAAAAUUUAAGAAGUAUCUGAAGAUGCUCUUUAAGAACUGGCAUUUACCUGGGUAUGUUUGCAAGUGGUGUGGAGUUCACAUCACUUACCACACUGAAUCUACAAGUUCAUUCCACACACAGUCUACGGGGGAUCAAGAUGCUCUGUAAUGUGUUUCAGACCAGCCACUGAACUCACCAGCAAGCAAUUGACAAAAGCAGGAACUUUGAAAAGCUAAGCAAAUGCAGAUGCAUUUAACAAUAAGCUAGUGCUGUGUAAUUACUUACUUCAGCUUUAUUUCUGCCUCUAGAUUUUCUGAAUACUAUGACAGAAGGUGUCCUAAAUGUGAAACACAGGAGAGGGACAUGCAAGUUUUCUCUGCUGCGAUUACAAAUCACUGCUCAGCUGUAAGAGCAGCCUCAGCUCUCUGCAGGGCACCGUGCCAGGUGGCUUCUCUUUCACCAGCAUCAAGACACUGGCCUGGAUGGAUGGGCAGAGGCGAGACAGCAGCUUGUCAUCAGCACAUACACUCAGAAAAUAAAUCCAUUUAUUCAAGAAGGAUGGUUAUUACCAUAUCUUUUUAUUCUACAGUUGAUCUGUCCAGGACUUGUUCACU